Molecule: messenger RNA, 1470 nt
Organism: Camellia sinensis
Lineage: Eukaryota; Viridiplantae; Streptophyta; Magnoliopsida; Ericales; Theaceae
Source: RefSeq, a predicted model, not a curated record
GAAAAGAGAAAAAAGGGUGUAGAGAAAAAGGUGUAAAAAAAAAACACAAAAACAAAAAGAGAAAGGAAAAGAGACAGAAAGAGCUAAAAAAGAGUAUGGCAACAAUGGAAAUGGUUAAAGUUAGGUUUUUUAUUUUAGUUUUUGUUGGAAUCAUUUUGACAAUUGAGGCGAAUAUAGCUGAAUAUGACGAGGUCUGGCAGAAGCGCGCUGAGGAAGCGAAUGAGACAGCUCGCCAGGCCUACCACCCCAAUCCUGAGGAAGUUAUGAAUCAUAUGAACCACCAUGUCCACAAUGCAACAGAAGGUGACAAUAGCACAAGAAGGGAUCUACACAAGUACCUUGGCUCAUGCAUGGCUACCAACCCCAUAGACCAGUGCUGGAGGUGCCAAAAGGACUGGGAAAAAAACCGGAUGAAGCUCGCCGACUGCGCCCUAGGGUUCGGCAGCCAAACCACGGGAGGGAAGGGCGGCAAGAUGUACACAGUCACCGAUCCCUCCGACAGCGACAUGGUAAACCCUAAACCGGGCACCUUGCGUCAUGCAGUGAUUCAAAAUGGACCAUUGUGGAUCAUAUUCGCGCGAAACAUGGUGAUCCGGCUCAGUGAGGAGCUAAUCAUGACGAGCGACAAGACAAUCGAUGCACGUGGAGCCAAUGUGCAGAUCGCAGGUGGAGCGGGGAUAACGAUACAGUUUGUGAAGAACGUAAUCGUGCAUGGGCUUCGGAUUCACGACAUAAAGGCGGGCAAUGGAGGGAUGAUCAGAGACUCGUUGAAUCACUUCGGAUUACGAACGAAAAGCGACGGGGACGGAGUGUCGAUAUUUGGAUCGUCGCAUGUUUGGGUGGAUCAUCUGUCCAUGUCCAACUGUGCUGAUGGUCUUGUUGAUGCUGUUCAAGGUUCCACUGCUAUCACCAUCUCCAACUGCCACUUCACUCACCACAACGAGGUGAUGUUAUUUGGCGCGAGUGACAGUUUCUCAGGGGACUCAGUAAUGCAAAUAACGGUUGCUUUCAACCACUUUGGGCAAGGAUUGGUGCAGAGGAUGCCUAGGGCUCGGUGGGGUUUCAUCCACGCCGUUAACAACGAUUACACUCACUGGCUCAUGUAUGCCAUCGGCGGUAGCCAACAUCCUACUAUUAUUAGUCAGGGUAACCGCUUCAUCGCUCCUCAGAACCCUUUCGCAAAAGAAGUGACUAAAAGAGACUACGCGCCGCAGAGUGUGUGGAAGAACUGGUUGUGGAGAUCAGAGGGAGAUGUUAUGAUGGAUGGAGCAUUUUUCACUCAAUCUGGAAACCCUAAUCAGCAUUACCCCACGAAAGAUUUGAUCCCUCCCAAGCCUGGAUCAUAUGUGUCUACACUCACACAAUUUUCUGGUUCUCUCAACUGUGUACCAAAUAGUCCAUGUUGAUUAUAUAUCUACAUAUAUAUUAUUUUAUAUAUAUACAUGUGUGAAUUCAAAAAAAAGAAAUAGA